AUUCUUUAGGCAAAUCCAACUACAGCUUUGAAUGAAAAAUGUCCCAAUCUUUAAUGAAAACGUUGAUCUUUUCAACCACUCAUAUACUUUAGUUCACCUAAUUCAUCUUCAUAAUCACACAUUUCUCACCUCAAAAAAAAAAAACAUCUAACUCUCUCUAUCUCUGAAGCAGAAGCACCCAUGGAAGCUCCUCCACCUUCAAGCGAUCCAUACAAGUUCCUCAACAUUACACUAAACGCAGAUGGAUCACUCACCAGACACCGUGAGUUCCCCAAACUGCCCCCAACGGAGCAGUCCAAAGACAUCCCACUAAACCAAACCAACAACACCUUCAUCCGAAUCUUCAAGCCCCGGAAUAUUCCGCCGGAGUCCAAACUCCCGAUCCUCGUUUACUACCACGGCGGUGGAUUCCUCUUCUACAGCGCCGCCUCCGCUCCGUUCCAUGAAUCUUGCACCAAAAUGGCUGAUCGUCUUCAAACCGUUAUCCUCUCCGUCGAAUACCGUUUAUCCCCUGAACACCGUCUCCCGGCCGCGUACGAAGACGCCGUCGAAGCAGUCUUAUGGCUCCGUGAUCAAGCUCGUGGCGCAACCAACGGUGGUGAUUGCGACACGUGGUUGAAAGACGGUGUGGAUUUCUCGAAAUGCUUCGUCAUGGGUUCGAGCUCAGGAGGAAACAUCGUCUACAACGUGGCGUUACGUGUAGUGGAUACAGAUCUCUCUCCUGUUAAGAUCCAAGGGCUGAUAAUGAACCAAGCUUUCUUCGGCGGUGUUGAGCCGUCGGAUUCUGAGUCACGGCUUAAAGACGAUAAGAUCUGUCCGUUACCAGCGACUCAUCUGCUGUGGUCACUUUGUUUACCCGACGGUGUGGAUCGUGACCACGUGUACAGCAAUCCGGUUAAGAGCAGUGGGCCUCAGGAAAAGGAUAAGAUGGGACGUUUCCCGGCUACUCUCAUUAACGGUUACGGUGGGGAUCCGUUAGUGGAUCGUCAGAGACAGGUGGCGGAUAUGCUGAAGGCACGUGGAGUGCACGUGCAGACGAGGUUUGAUGAAGAUGGGUUUCAUGCUUGCGAGUUGUUUGAUGCGAACAAAGCCAAGGCCUUAUACGAAACCGUUGAGGCCUUUAUCAAGAGUUGUUGUUCUUCAACUGAUCCAUCCUCCAACAUGUAGUAGUCCGAUCUUUAUGUUUUUACUUAAGUCAAGUGAGUGAAGUUCUAAAUAUUUCAGUUUAUGAUGUGUGGGGAAAUUGAAAAAUGUACUGCAUGUUGCAAUCGAAAUAUGUAUACCCGAGGCGAGAAAUAAUAAUAGUGGACCGUAUCUUAUCAGUUUACUAGUA
Camelina sativa (false flax) is the source of this 1333-nucleotide messenger RNA. Lineage: Eukaryota; Viridiplantae; Streptophyta; Magnoliopsida; Brassicales; Brassicaceae. The record is from RefSeq and is a predicted model, not a curated record.